Macrosiphum euphorbiae (potato aphid) is the source of this 411-nucleotide messenger RNA. NCBI's taxonomy places the organism in Eukaryota, Metazoa, Arthropoda, Insecta, Hemiptera, Aphididae. The record is from the annotation of a GenBank genome assembly.
AUGCUAAGUAAUGCCAUAGAGCCUUCAAAUAACUGGUCUUUGUAUCCAGUAAAUUUAGUGGACGGCUUAUGUUUUGAUAAUUAUGAUGAAGCGGCAAAAAAAGAGAGAGAGAUAUUCCUGUCAGCUUCUGAAUCCGACCACCGAAGUUAUAAAAAAUCAAAGCCUAACAAUUGUUCCUCAAGAAAAAACCUUUUUGGAAGUAAUGGCAGUAUUAAUGAUAGCGACAGCAGUGAUGGUGAUCAACCACUUAUGGUAAUAAAGAAAAGAAAUGAUGAAGCAAAAAGUUUAACUGGUGUUCAAGAAGAGUCUUGCAAUUAUAGUUUUGAACCAAAUUCAUUGGGAUCUAUGUCUUCUAUUAUAAAUUAUGAUAAACACCUUAAAACUACAUUGCAAAAACGAAAAACCAUGUGA